AGCCAGUUUGGCUCAAGCCGUUUUGGCGCAGUGGCCGCCGGCGCCAGCACGCUCUGACGCAGUCCAGAGGCUUGCCGCAGUCAGCAAUGGGCGCGACCCACGGGCGCCAGCCUGCGCCCAGGGAGGACGGCCAGCAGGGCAGGAAGCGGAGGGUGAAGCUUGUAGCGAGUCCCAUCGGGCCGCCGAUGCCGGAGAUGCUCCAGGCUUACCACACCUCGGUCCUCGUGGACGACGUGGAGUUCUCCUUCAGCGGCCGGGGCAUUGACCAGCUCCAGGGCAUUGCCAGCCAUGUCCCCUUCGGCGGGAGGCCAACGAUAAUUGACAUGGGCUACACGAAGAUGUCCCGCACCGCCAUGAUAAAGUACCUGCACACGCACUUUAUGCCUGGAACGUAUGACCUUCUGAGGAAAAACUGCAACUCUUUCAGCGAUUGCGCGCUGAGCUUCUUGCUCGGGCAGAGGCUGGAGGAGAAGUAUCGGAGCAUGGAGAAGAUUGGGGCCCUCACGGACAAGCACGCGGGGGUGGUCAGGAUUUUUACAGGCGGCGGCUACCAGCCCAAUCCUAGAGUUGAUGGUUGGCAGUCUUACCAGGUUGUCGAGAAGAUAGACAAGCAGGUUGUGCGGCCGCCGUGAUGCACACCCACGUAAGAGUUCCGCAGGCAGUGAUUGCGAUUUCUCCCGUGGGCUGACCUUUUCCAAUUUGCUUUCCGUGAAGCUCACCUCGAGGCCCUUAAUUAUCUUAAUUCUUCACGCUUCGCGUAUCCCCACCAGCCCAUCUCAAAACAGCAACUCUUGGGUAAACCCCUCCCCGAAGGGGAAGAAGGGGGGUUGAGAACAGAGAGAGCUCGCUAAACCACUCACGCCCAAAGGGCUGGUGGGAUUCAUCACCUGCGCUCUCGGGUGCAUUGCAUGGUAUGACAAUGUUCUGUUGCCAAUGAGUAUGAACCUUUGGUUCGGCAGCCUUUUCACAUAGCAAGGCAUAUCCUGGAGGCUGGUUGUACACUAGCGCGGGUCUGACGACAGUCGCCGUCUACCGACAUCGCAUGCUUCGGCACUGGCCUCCCUUUCCCGCACGCGCGCUGCUCACGACCUCUUCUUCCUGCUGUUCCUCGUCUUGCAGCUCCUCUUUCGGAUGCUCCCCCGCCCAAAUAGAAAACAUCCGAGGCGGGGGGCGCCUCACUCCAAUUAUCUAGCUCCUCCGUCUGCCUGUCUCAUCAUAGUCAGCAUCAUUCUCAGC
Messenger RNA from Prorocentrum cordatum, 1236 nucleotides. NCBI's taxonomy places the organism in Eukaryota, Dinophyceae, Prorocentrales, Prorocentraceae. The record is from the annotation of a GenBank genome assembly.